Messenger RNA from Rhipicephalus sanguineus (brown dog tick), 7409 nucleotides. Its product is annotated as growth factor receptor-bound protein 14. Bases 281 to 2212 code for a protein of 643 amino acids. Lineage: Eukaryota; Metazoa; Arthropoda; Arachnida; Ixodida; Ixodidae. Gene Ontology annotation, biological process: signal transduction. The transcript is spliced from 12 exons. The record is from RefSeq and is a predicted model, not a curated record.
UGUUUAGUGGGACGCCCGCCCGCUCAGGCAGAAGACGCGCGUUCAACUUGCCGCCAGCUCGCCGACCCUUGUGCCGCUGUGCCGUGCGACGUCGUGUGUGUGACGGUGUGUUUACUACUCGCCUUUAUCCCAGCCGUUCGCAAGCACGGCGGACCGUGAGUCUCAGCACCGACGCCCGAGCGCCGCCGGCAGUGCUACUAGCAGCCCGUCGCUGCAUGCCGCGCGUUGGCACCGCUGCGCCCUCGCAGCGUCCACAACGACCCGUGGUGUGGCCGCGUAGAUGGAGGUGUUCGGCUGCUGGCCCACCACCACCAAUCGUACUGCCCCGCCCUGUUCGUCGUCGGUUCCCCGGAACUGCCGCCUGUGUAGCUGCCCCAUUCAGCAACCGCCGCCGCCGCCCAAAUUUCAGGAGGACCCGUUGAGCUUCGCCAAGGAUUUGAAAGACUCGUUGAACGCCCUGCAGCGAGCGGAGCAAGCGCCGCCGCAUCAGGCAUCGCCCGAUAACCGUUGGCUAGAGGAGGAACACUACUUAGCCAGCCGACGUGUGGGCUGGGGGGCCGCGUUCAACAGCAUGAGUUGCCUGCAGCUCUCCAACUCCAUCCUCCAGAUGACCGCCAGAUCGUGCGGCAAGGCGAGCUCGUCGGCGGCUGGCUCCGACGAAGCGUCCUCGGUGCGCCAGCUGCUGCUCAGCGGCGGUUCGUCCUCGUCCAGCCUCGGCUCCUCGUCGGCCCAGGACAGCGGCUAUGGGCUGCCCUUCUGCAUGGACGAUGACCAGACGACAGAGGCAGCCGCACCGCCAGAGGCGGCGCUGACGUUUCACCUGCCGGACGGGGGCACCCACCGCAUGGUGGUUGAGGAGAACCUCCGCUGCAUCGACCUGUGCCAUCUGCUGACGCUCAAGCUGAACGUGGCCCGAUCGCCCACCUGGACGCUCGUCGAGAGGAUCGCGCAGCCGAGGAUCGAACGUAGCCUCGAAGACCACGAAGAGGUUCUCCAAGUGUAUGCAUCCUGGGGAAAGAACAAGGAGCACAGUGGGAACAAUUUCUACUUCCGUCAAGACUUCAGGAAAUAUGAGUUCUUCAAUUCUCCCCUGCAAUUCUUCUCUCUGGACAUGGUGGAUCUAGGGCCUCAGCUGGACUGCCUGGCAGAGUCAACCGAUCUUGCAAAAUUGAUUACCCUGCAGAACAUCCUAAGCCAAGGCGAGCGUUGUCCUGUGGUGCACAGCCUGCUGUGGUACCGGGAGCCUGGGAAACAGUCCUGGAAGCAGUCGUACUUCCGCGUCGAAGACGGAGAGCUCUCUGUUCUCCCAUCUGGACGCAAGGACGAAACGUGGCAGCUGCAACACAUUGCCAGCCUGAAGGACUGGAAUAUCUAUGUGCCAUACGACAAGGGCCUAAGCGGACCAACGGCGUUCCAGUUCUGUCUGAAGCCCGUGAGAUCCAACGGCACCGGAAGCAGCGAUCUAAUGUGGUUUUGCAGCAGCACAGAACAGCAGCGCCAGUGCUGGAUCAUUGCUCUCAGACUCGCAAAGUUUGGGAAGAAGCUGCGCGAAAACUACAAAGAACUACGGUCUCGUUACUCUGAGCACGCAUGGGCCCCAGAGCCCUGCCGGGACUCCAUGAGUUCUCCCUGGGUUGCGAUGGACUUCACGGGAAGCAAGGGGCGAGUCAUCGAGGACCCCCAGGAAGCAGAAGCUGUAGCAGCAGCCGAGGCCCACAUAUGGAAGAGGAAGUUGCCCUGCUGCCGGUCAGGUCAGGCUUCGCCAACAACAGUGCCACAGCCGAGCGGGCCUCCACCCCACUGGGCAGGUACACCGGCUACGGCUGAGCUGGGGCUGCAGCAUAUGCAGCCCUGGUUCUACAGUAGCAUGUCACGUGAGGAAGCCACCCAGCUGCUGCUCAAGCACGGCACAGUCGAUGGCGUUUUCCUCGUCCGGCAAAGCCUCACCAAGCCCGGCUCUUAUGUACUCUGCUAUGUGUACCGGGGGAAGGUCCACCAUGUGCAGAUAAUCUCCGUGGAAGAGAAGGACCAGCUGUGCUACUCUCUCGACAAUGGCCGCACCAAGUUCUACGACCUUCUGCAGCUGGUCGAAUUCUACCAGCUAAAUCUGAGCUACCUUCCCACCAAGCUGACACACUUCCUGGUGCAUCAGCCCAACCGCAAGUGCACACCACCCUCCUCCUCACCAUCAGCAUCCAGUCCCUUCAAUUAACGAAGAGCCCAGUCACUAGCAAGCCCAUCGUACGCCUCGACCCUGCCAUCUUGAAACAUGGACGACUUCCCCCAGCGGACAGUGUGGUGUGUUGUUAAGGGUUGGUGUGACUUACGCUUAUGCGAGCUUGACAACCACGUGCUGUGCUGUGUUUUCUCAAGGAGGGAGAAGGAAACGCGAGUGUGGCUGAAGCUGCGCAGGAGCAGAGGCCAUUUGCACAGAACCCCCGACCAAGUUUGUUCACGAGCGCCGCCAUGGGACGCUGUAAAGCAUCGUACUUGUGCGCGCAGCAGGACAGUACAGAAGAUGCUAUGACAUGUUUCCUCUCCUGUUUCCCAUUUUUUUUUUCUCCAGUUUUUAACCGAGGCCCCGUUUAUUGCCUCAUCCUUGUUUCGUACUAGUUAUUUAUUUGUGUCUCGGCUGGCUGCCUGGCUAGCUGGGGUCCCUGUCAAUGACACCAGGGGAGAACUCUAGAGGUGGUUUGAUGCUUCCCCGCACCUCGCCUUUUUGUUUGCUCGUCAUCUUUUUUCUGGUCAUCCAGCACCGUUCUCCUUCUCCUCCUCUGUUGAAGAGUGUGAGAACAUUGUCCAAAGAAGUCACUGGGCUUGCACAAAUGUCUGAGGUGUCUUAUACAGGUUGCUAAGCCGCGUGAAUGUCCGGCCAAGCUAAUCAAGAUGUUAAAUGUGCACGCAAUUACGCUCCAUAUUGACCUGGAGAAGCCUGACUUGUCUCUCCUACCCACCUGAUGCAAGUCUUUAUAUGUUUGCAACUAGCUGACAGCAGUAAACCAAAUGAAGCCUGCACUGAUUUCUUUGUCAAUUCUGUCACAAGAACUGUGUUCAGCCUAUUUAAUAUUUUGUCCAGAGUUUUUUUUUUCGUAAUACUUACAUACCAGGCGAUGUAUCAGUGAGAGCACACCUGUGAACAACACACAGCUCACGUGCUUGUAGGGUGCUCAUACUCCUUUAUCCUACCUCCAACAACACAAGCUGUCACACUGCUGCGUAUUGUUGCACCCGAUACUUACAUAUAAUGACUUUCUUGUAAGAAAACCAUAAAACCGUAUCAAAAGACUUUAUAAUAAUUUGCAUAUCGACAGUUUGAAGGUUUCUCAUUUGCAUCUUAAUUGUACUGGCAGGGCAGAGUGAAACCUAGACAAAGCUUAACUCCUGUGCUGGCAGAUGUGCACCUGUAGAUUGCUGUGCAAAACCAGUAAGGCUGCUUUUCGGCAGGUGCAGGGAACAAUUGCUUUUCACACAAGCUGUUUCUCAUUGUACUGAUCAUAUGUUCUCUCAGGAAUUGCCUAAAAAAAAAAAACUGAUGCGUGUGCGACAUUGCAUGAGAGAAAGCCCCUCUUUGGGGUCUUGUAAGAACAUCUGCUGCUGCUGUAAGAUGAUGUCCAUUUGUUGGUGCCGUUUAACAAAGCAGCAAUGUAACUGAUGCCUAAGUUGCUGGUGCCUGAUGUUCUACAACAGUAGCAAGCUUUAAAUAAUUCUUUUUAAAGUACCUUAUGGACGAAUUAGUAAAAGAAAUUGUUCCGUUGGAAAUUGAGCUUAAUGUUUUUCCAUGCAAAAAGUGCAAAAUAUCAGACAAGUUUUAUUUUGCCUAAAUCAUUUUGUUGACCCCUCGAGGACUUUUUGUCUAGCCUUUUCUUCAAAUUACAGAUGCCAACUUCUAAUGAAGGUACUACGAGAUUUCUUUUCACAGGAUACUUUGUCCAAGAUGCCCCACCUUCUCUACUGCAAGUGUGUCCUAAGGAGCAGUGUUCACUAUGCACAAAGAUGUCUACGUUGUGUAAAAGGCGAUCCUCGAGCUAGCCUCCAUUUGUGGCUCUCCGUUUUCCUGGUGUCUUUGAUGCUGCUUCUUUGGGUGUUCCUAACACGUGCAUACACACUGGCAUGUGAGUUUGUAUAUACACAUUGUAAAUUUGGUGCCCAUAUGUCAUGUUUUACUGUGAAAUAUUUAACUAAACUAGAUGCCAGAGAACAUGUAUGUAUGUGUGCGUGUGUGACGUGUCUGUGUACUUAAGUUAUGAUUUUUUUCAGUGCACAGUUUGAAUAUAGUUUGCUUACAUGUGCAUUUUCUGUAACCCUCAGUAAAACUCUUUGCUGUCUGAGUGUCGCAUGAAGUGUUGGACAAUAAUUCCAGUGCAGCCUCUGUUAUGGCUGCAUUUGGAUGUCUCCAAUGUCUGCAUGUAAAUGGACAUGUCUGUGUGUGGUUCCACACUAUUUCAUGUGUACUCCUGUAAAAGGCUGCGAAGACUUGCAUGAUUAGAAAUACAUCCAGCUCACACAACAUAUUGUACGAAUGGCAGUUUGUAUAUACCCUGAUAGAUUUUUCUCAUUUCCUUUAACUAGUUGUAUUGAUAUUUCUUUAUCAUGUUUCUGUCAGUUCACUAUGUUAAAACAUAAGUUAUUUCGAUUCAUUCACUUGAGUCAGGAUAUUUAAGAAAUGUUCCUAACGUAUUGCGAAAAAAUCAGCCUGUUUUGCAAAGUAACACGUAUCAUUAGCAUUUUGAACAACUCACUGUGGCUAAUUUUUAUUAUAAAAGUAUACUGCUAUAUGUUGCCAACCUCCCACAGGUUUAAAGCAAGCAGUACUUCUGAUGUCUUCCCAACUCAAACUGAGCAAAGAUGGUAGCUGCAAAUGCUGGGAUCUGCCUUGGAACUUUUGAGUGGUAGAUUUUUUUUUUCUCGUAAUGGCGGGUGGCAUGCAAGGAUGAUAACUGGAACACAUUAUGUGAUGUGUGUGUAGCUGGAGCAUUUUUUCACUGUCCAGCACUGCCUCAGUUUCAACAGUGAAACCUUGUCGGGUAGCGAACCAUUCUUAUACGCGUUUAUUUAUAAAGGCAUUGCUUGAUUGAAUGAUCUCAUGCUGCUGCCAGUCAAGCUCAUUCUUUGUCAUUCAAGUUGUGUGUUUAGAGAAUGGUGGCAACACGUUCAUUGUCACAACACUUCAAAGUAUCAUUUAUCCUUGCCAGAAUGUUUGGUCGCAAUGAGAAAAAUGUUUCCUGAAAAGCGUUUCCUUUUGCUUGGCCUGGUUAGCUGUGCAUAGUAUUGCAUUAUUUCCACUUGCAUAUUUCACUAGUGACUGCUAUCCUGAAUGUAAAGAGACUGAAAAGUAUCCAAGUCGAGAGGCCUUUCUUGUCACAUUCUUAAGUACAGUUCCACUCAAUUGACUCGUGCCCUAUUGUCUCGUACUGCCCACACUGCUCAAAUUUGUUCCUGAAUAAAAACCACACAAGCCCUAAUUAUUAGUGUGAAAGCAUGAUGCAGAAAAAUAUUUUGCAUCACUGCACUCAUUUUCUCUUUUUAACCAUUGAAUGAUGUCUUGUAGCAUACUACUAUAAAUGUUGUAUGUUUGCUGGAGUGUGCAUAGUUGGAACACGAUUCAGUGUGCUUGAAUCUAUUUGCAUGAUGUGCGUUUUCACAUGCGAGUCCCAUCGUUACCUUCCCGUCAAAAGUGUGCACACUGUGUGUGCUUCACCGGCAUAUUGAACAGCUCUAACGAAGACUGUGGCUCUGCUGUGGAUUUUGAUUAGGAACAUGUUUGUAGCCAUUUGUCCAGGUUGGUGAGAGGCAAUGGUGUGAUACAUGUACUAGUGGUCAUUCAGCAAGCAUUGAGGCUGGCCUCAUUUUGCUGUUUGCAUCUGGUGUGAGCGCGCAUGGCCGUGCGUGCCACUACCUUAUUUCUAUAGAACUUCUUGACACAUUUGCUCGUUGCCUUGGUUGUCUUAUGCUUCAGGCGUCCACUUUCUUUACUGCUGGCAUAUUUGACUUCACUGCCCAUGCGAUAGUGCAUCCCUGAUGCUAGGUCACCAUGCCGGAGGGUCAAAUUUGUGGCAAAACUUAGGUCGGAGCAAGAGUGUAAUUUGAAUACAAUGUCUGUCUUCUUCCCAGAACUCCCACUUCUGAGUUGUAGCAUAUUGAAAAUAUGUGUUCUACUCGAACAUUGUUGUGCAGCUGUAUUUUGUAGCAAGUCUUUUCAUUUUCUAUUAAUUUUGUCCUUUCCGGCCCUGUCACCUACACGGUUGGCCACUCUGCACGAAGGAUGAUGAGGAAUGGAUGAAAUUUGAGGAAAAGAUUGAUUGCGAAAUUCGGCUACAGUGCAGAUUUUUUUUUCUCUGCGCAUGCUUUGGUUGUGCAGCUUGUAGCAUUUAAUCCAUCCGUCAUCUAUGAUCUAUGAAUUCUUACGUCUUAAAGAUCAAGUGAAUCUUCUGCUGGUGUAGCUUGGCAUUCAGAAGUCCAACUCGUUUCACUGGGAAGGAAGUUAUCGAAAUAUUCUGAGGAUUCAUGGUGUAGUGCAUAUUCCAGCUGCACAUAUGUGCAAAUAAGUAUUGCGAGCACGACAUACCAGGCUAGUUAUCAGUACUGUUCCAACAGAACUGAGCAGCUACGUUUUUCUAUUUCAUCUGCCACAAGUACGACCGCUGCAGCUUGAUGCGCAUAUUCACCUACGUGCCACAUGCAUGCGGCUCGGCCUGUUUCAUUUGUAGCUGUUAAGAAAAUGUGUUGCUUAGUCAGCUCACUUGAAAAUACUGGGGCUUGCACUGUGCUCACUUUAAGCUUGACUUCACUGUCUGCUGCAGUGAAACUACACUGUCAAUAGACUCUGAAAAAAAAACUAAACCUUCCAGAGAAAACCUGGACAAUUAAAGUCUGAAGAUAUGCAGAUUUAUACGAAAGCAGGACUGUUGCAUUCGCUUGCAGACAUAACAGGGUUCCAAAAUGUGGCCGAUAGCAACGAAAUCCUUGGGCAUGCUUAACCCAGAAGGAAACGCAGCUUGUCAGCAUCUGCCACUCUCUCAACUUGCUAUUUUGAGGAAGAAAUGCUCUUUUUUUUCUUUUUUGUGUUAGCACAAUCACGCGCACCGUUUUAGUGAAUAACUUUUUACAGGGAAUGAGCAGAUAACGAACAGUUUGCUCUGCCUUGUGCCGGGGUCGCAUCUGUUCCCAAAGCGUUUUAUUAAACAGACAGGUAAAUGAUGUGUCUUUGCAAGAACAAGGCAAAUAUGCAAGUCUUGGGAGUCGUGUAUAUGUCAUUUUUCGGAAUGUGCCCACUGUCUCGAGUGUUUAUUUAUUGCGAUUAUCAUGUUGUGUCGUUCGUAUUACGUUUUGUGUUGCUAUUUGAUGAAAAAAUACAGUAAACCAAAAAACGAAAUGUGAGUCUAUGCAAUAAAAAUUUGAGUAUUCACAGC